Messenger RNA from Paracoccidioides lutzii Pb01, 1239 nucleotides. Its product is annotated as serine/threonine-protein kinase crk1. Gene Ontology annotation, cellular component: cytoplasm; nucleus; transcription factor TFIIH holo complex. Gene Ontology annotation, biological process: protein phosphorylation; positive regulation of transcription by RNA polymerase II. Gene Ontology annotation, molecular function: ATP binding; cyclin-dependent protein serine/threonine kinase activity; RNA polymerase II CTD heptapeptide repeat kinase activity. The coding region runs from base 1 to 1239 and encodes 412 amino acids. The record is from RefSeq and is a predicted model, not a curated record. The transcript has 2 exons.
AUGGCAGUAUCGCCUGUAGUUACUCUCUCCUCUGCUGGAAACAAUUCAGCUAUCGGUGGGCCUAGUACUAAUUCGAAUAUCCUUUCAAUGCGCAAUUCUGUGACAAUGGCAAAAGCUGCCUCACGACAGGUGUCUGGGUCUGAGCGCGAGGCAUAUCUCGCGGGAGGGCCGGAGCCAGCUGAGCAAUUAAAUGCUGCCGUAAGCCAUAAAUAUAUCAAAGAUAAAAAGCUUGGAGAAGGUACAUAUGCUAUCGUGUAUCUUGGCCACCUGCGAACGGAUCCAACGUCACUUGUGGCUAUUAAAAAAAUUAAGCUCAAUUCAGAAUACAAAGAUGGUCUUUCUGUGGACGCUAUUCGAGAAGUUAAAUAUCUACAAGAACUCUCUCAUCCUAAUAUCAUAGCGCUCCACGACGUCUUUUCAUCUAAGGAUCAGAAUCUCAACCUCGUUCUGGAAUUCCUCCCAUUAGGAGAUCUUGAAAUGCUUAUCAAAGAUAGUAAUAUCCAGUACGGAGCAGCAGACGUUAAAGCGUGGAUGGGAAUGCUGGCCCGGGGAGUCUGUUUCUGCCACGAAAAUUUUGUACUACAUCGCGAUAUUAAACCCAAUAAUUUACUCAUUGCCUCCGAUGGGGAAGUUAAACUGGCCGAUUUUGGUUUGGCACGGUCGUUUGCAGACCCCUAUGCGAACAUGACCCAUCAGGUCAUCACCCGCUGGUACCGCCCGCUGGAGCUGCUGUACGGUGCCCGCCAAUACUCUGGAGCAGUAGACAUAUGGUCCUCGGGGAUGGUUUUUGCGGAGCUUCUCCUACGUGUGCCAUUUGCCGCAGGAAACACAGACAUGGACCAAAUCUCCAAAAUCAUCGGCGCCUUCGGAACCCCCACAGAGGAAAACUGGCCCGGGGUAACAAAACUCCCCAAUUACGUACCCCUCGAUGAAAUCCAAAUCACUCCAUUGCAAGGUCGUGAUUUCUUCAUGCGCCAGUUCCCUACAGCGGGCCCAUUAGGUGCUGACCUCCUUGCAUCAAUGUUGAAGCUUGAUCCGCGAAAACGGAGCACUGCGCGGCAAAUAUUGCAGCAUCCAUGGUGGACUGCUGAGCCGACACCGACGAGGAACGAAGAUUUACCGCGAAAAUCGGGUGGUGCGAAGAAGAUGGGCGAUGAUAUGGGGAGGCGGGGAGGGGAUAUUGAUGAUUCUUGGUUUAAGAACACUGCAAGGCCACUGGACUUUGGAGCGAUGAAGUAA